CCACGCUUCAAGUCCACAAGUUUCAAGGAUUUUUUCAGGGAAGUUUCAACUCAACCAUUAAUCUUUCUAUAUAUAUAUAUAUACAUAGCCCAUUCUUAUUAUCAUCAGCAAACAACAAGCAAUAUACCAAACAACUUGAAUCAUUUCUUACAUCUUUCAGAUUUAGCUUCAAAAAGAAUUCAAAAUUUUCAUACAAAGAAAUAAAUUUCAUAAAUGGCUUUCGUGAGAAGUCUACUGGGUGCAAAGAAGAUUCUAGGCCACUCCACCGCAGCAGCCUCGGCAGCACCGAAAGGGUUUCUUGCAGUGUACGUAGGAGAGAGCCAGAAGAAGAGAUAUUUGGUGCCAGUUUCAUACUUGAACCAGCCAACAUUCCAAGCCCUCCUCAGUAAAUCGGAGGAGGAGUUUGGAUUCGAUCAUCCGAUGGGUGGCUUAACGAUUCCUUGUCAUGAAGAUACCUUCAUCAAUGUGACUUCUCGGCUCCAGUGAUGAUGAUCUUACAUUUAGUUCAUCCGAGUUAGAAAAAUAGACUACUUUAUUGUAUAUAGAUAUUUACUCUUUCUUCUUGAAAGAGUUGUGUAAAUGUUUAGAGUUUGGAUGCCAUUUUUUUUAUGGAGCUUACACUAUCAUACCAAAUUUCAUUAAUCUUUGAAAACUAAA
Camelina sativa (false flax) is the source of this 657-nucleotide messenger RNA. Lineage: Eukaryota; Viridiplantae; Streptophyta; Magnoliopsida; Brassicales; Brassicaceae. The record is from RefSeq and is a predicted model, not a curated record.